AUGUCUGGAAGCAACGUUGUUUACGUCAAGGGCAUCGCCCCUGCGACUACUGAGAAGGAAGUCCGCGAUUUCUUCAGUUUCUGCGGAAAAAUCUCCAACCUGAGCCUUACAGCUGAGUCUGGUGCAGCUGAUGCUCCCAAGUCUGCUACUGUAACCUUUGAGAAAGAGACAGCCGCCAAGACUGCUCUCCUCCUUGACAACACUCAACUUGGCCCUGCCGCCGUGCACGUCGAGGCCGCUCACACCAUCGACGAAAUUGCCGGUAGCCACGCAGCCAGUGCCCAUGAGGCCAAGGACGAGAACCAACACGACAUUGAACAAGAAGAUAAGCCCCGCUCUCGCAUUAUCGCAGAGUACCUUGCCCACGGCUACACCAUCAGCGACCAAGCCAUCCAAAAGGCUAUUGCCCUCGACCAAAAGCAUGGCUUCUCUAACAGAUUCACUGCCGCCCUUUCCACCUUUGACGACAAGACCAAGGCCACCGAUCGAGCCAAGGGUCUUGACGAGAAGUACAAGAUCACCGACCAGGCUCAGAGCUCUUGGCGUGGAUUGACCUCGUACUUUGAGAAGGCACUCGGUACGCCCACUGGCCAGAAGGUGCGCGAUUUUUAUGUGCAGACCGACAAGCAGGUCCGCGACAUUCACAACGAGGCUCGCCGUCUUGCCGAUCUCAAGUCUGGAAAGACUAGCGAGCAGUCUACUUCUGAGGGUGUGACUGCUCCGGAUGUUGCCCCUAGUGCUACCAAUACCAGCAUUCCCGCGACUGAGGGCAAGCCUCUUUAA
Talaromyces amestolkiae is the source of this 783-nucleotide messenger RNA. RefSeq lists its product as uncharacterized. The transcript is spliced from 3 exons. Lineage: Eukaryota; Fungi; Ascomycota; Eurotiomycetes; Eurotiales; Trichocomaceae. The record is from RefSeq and is a predicted model, not a curated record. The coding region runs from base 1 to 783 and encodes 260 amino acids. Gene Ontology annotation, molecular function: RNA binding.